Molecule: messenger RNA, 1965 nt
Organism: Euleptes europaea (tarantolino)
Lineage: Eukaryota; Metazoa; Chordata; Lepidosauria; Squamata; Sphaerodactylidae
Gene: ZNF710
Product: zinc finger protein 710
Exons: 4
Coding region: 1-1965 (654 amino acids)
Source: RefSeq, a predicted model, not a curated record
AUGGACCGGUUUGCUGACUCUGGAACUCAGACUGAGGCCGUGGUGGUUUUGUCUCUGGCCCAAGCGGCAGUCCUGGGCUUGGUGGCUGAGAACGAGUGGUUCGGGGCCACGGCCAGUCCCGGAGGCUUCUUCCCGGGCAUUGCCAAUGAGCUGGAGGACGCGGCAGCUGUGGAGCCGGGGCAGCCGGGCGGGGACUGUCCCCAGGAGUGCGAGGGCCGAGGCCAGGCAGACCUGCCCGAGGAGGAGGGCCUGGAGGCCGAGGCGCUGUUCGGCAAGCAGGCCCGGAGGAGGAAGCGGCCCCCUGUGAGGUUAGUGCCCAAAGUCAAGCACGAAAAAAGUGAGGUGGAGCAGAGCGAGGGGCCCCCCGGGACGGCUGCCCCAAGCGAGGACAGAGAAGAGCAGCCCCCCAACCCUCCUGCAUGCGUGGAGGAGCCUGACCCUGAGCAGGCCGUCCAGAGCAGUGCCGCAAAAAUGAUCGACCUCAGCACGUACAGCCGCAAGCCGCGGCGCCUCCGGCACCCGCGAAGGCCCCCUCGUCAUGAGCUCUCCCCUGGGGAGAUGAAGGAGAGCCUUCCCAGCCCCCCUCCGGCCAGCGGCCCAGAGAGCGUGGAGGCCCUGCCCAGCGACUACGGCUUCCAGGGGCCCCCCGUGUCAGCCUUGAGCCACGCGGAGGAGGAGCGGGGGCUGGACUCACCCCCGGAGCGGGACCAGAACAGGCCGGGCUUUGCGUGGCCGGAGCCCCUGGAUUUCGAGUCGGAGGCUCACGGUGAGCACAGCAAAAAGGCCCAGCUGGACCGGCUGGACAUCAACGUGCAGAUCGACGACUCGUACCUGGUGGAGAAGCGCUGGCAGUGCCGCCUGUGCGAGAAGUCGUACACCUCCAAGUACAACCUGGUGACGCACAUCCUGGGCCACAACGGCGUCAAGCCCCACUCCUGCCCGCACUGCAGCAAGCUCUUCAAGCAGCCCAGCCACCUGCAGACACACCUGCUCACCCACCAGGGCACCCGGCCCCACAAGUGCCAGGUGUGCCACAAAGCCUUCACCCAGACCAGCCACCUCAAGCGCCACAUGCUCCUCCACUCCGACGUCAAGCCCUACAGCUGCCGCUUCUGUGGCCGGGGCUUCGCCUACCCCAGCGAGCUGAAGGCCCACGAGGGCAAGCACGAGAGCGGGCGCUGCCACGUGUGUGUGGAGUGCGGCCUGGACUUCUCCACCCUCCCCCAGCUCAAGCGCCACCUGGCCACCCACCAGGGGCCCACCCUCUACCCCUGCCCCGAGUGCAGCAAAGCCUUCCACUACCGCAGCCAGCUGCAGAACCACAUGCUCAAGCACCAGGACGUCCGCCCCUUCGUCUGCACUGAGUGCGGCAUGGAGUUCAGCCAGAUCCACCACCUCAAGCAGCACUCGCUGACCCACAAGGGUGUGAAAGAAUUCAAGUGUGAAGUGUGUGGCCGAGAGUUCACGCUGCAGGCAAACAUGAAGCGGCACAUGCUGAUCCACACCAGCGUGCGCCCCUACCAGUGCCACAUCUGCUUCAAGACCUUUGUGCAGAAGCAGACGCUCAAGACCCACAUGAUUGUGCAUUCGCCUGUCAAGCCUUUUAAGUGCAAGGUGUGCGGGAAAUCUUUCAACCGCAUGUACAACCUCCUGGGCCACAUGCACUUACACGCAGGCAGCAAGCCCUUCAAGUGCCCUUACUGCUCCAGCAAGUUCAACCUGAAGGGGAACCUCAGUCGCCACAUGAAGGUCAAGCAUGGGGUGAUGGACGUCAGUCUGGACAGCCAAGAUGCCAUGCUGGAGCUGACGGGUGGGGACCACGCAGACCUGGAUGGGUCGCAGGAGAUGGAGGACUACGAGGAGGAGGAGAAUACCUACGAAUAUGGCGUGGGGGGGAACCCCACGAAUGAGUCGGCCUUGGCAGAGCAGGCCAUGAAGGAGAUGGCCUAUUACAGCAUGCUGUAG